This is a messenger RNA of Hirsutella rhossiliensis, 630 nucleotides long. Its product is annotated as deacetylase-like protein. Bases 1 to 630 code for a protein of 209 amino acids. The record is from RefSeq and is a predicted model, not a curated record. NCBI's taxonomy places the organism in Eukaryota, Fungi, Ascomycota, Sordariomycetes, Hypocreales, Ophiocordycipitaceae. The transcript is spliced from 2 exons.
AUGGCCCGCCCGCGCAAGGAAAAGACGCCCGCCGGCUCCAUCAAGCUGCGCAUGCCCGACCGCUCCGCACCCACGGAAAAGACGCUCUUCGAUCUCGCCGAGGAGCGCCACCUCUUCCAGCAGGCCGCCGUGCGCGAGAGGCAGAAAAAUGACGACGCCGCCGCCGCCGCCAUCGUCUCCCCCGGCGCCGAGCGGCUUCUCGAGGCUGCCCUCUGGACCGCCACCCUGGCCAUGCUGCACUUUACGUUUGACGUCCUCGUGCACCAUCAGUACGGCACUGAGAUCGUCUGGCCCGCGCUGUUGGCGAGGACGGCCACGGCGUGGACGAUCUUCCUCUUCCUCUUCUACUUCCUUCACCCUCACGACUCGAGCCCCGUCCUCGUCCCCCUCAUUCCCCUCCGCCAUCAGCGCCCGCUGCGACAGGCCAUCUUCUUCGCCAUGAGCGUCGCCUCGGGCUGCCACCUCAUCUACGUCUCCAACACGUACGGCUACCUCGCCACCAUGAAGCAGGCCCCGCCACUGGGAUGCCUCUGGCUCUGGGCCGUCGUCGAGCUCGACCUGCCCGCGGCCGUGCUCAGCCUCGUCUUGGCCGGCCUCUUCCUGCGGCAGGGAGGCUACGAGAUCAAAUGA